AUGACAGACAGAGUGGUCUUCAGCACACCCAAAACCACCCCGAGACCGGCAGCAGGUCCUGUGCUGCCCCCUGAACCCAUCGACAUCAUCCGCAUUAAGGCCCGCUCCCGGCGCGUUAGGCUCAAUGUUGGAGGUCUCACACAUGAAGUCCUCUGGAGAACGCUGGACAGGCUACCCAGAACCCGUCUGGGGCGGCUAAGAGACUGCAACACCCACGAGUCGCUGCUGGAGAUCUGCGAUGACUACAGUCUCUCUGAGAACGAGUACUUCUUUGACCGGCACCCAGUGGCCUUCUCCUCCAUCCUCAACUUCUACAGAACGGGGAAGCUGCACAUGAUGGAGGAGAUGUGCGCCCUGUCCUUUGGCCAGGAGCUGGACUACUGGGGGAUCGAUGAGAUCUACCUGGAGUCGUGCUGCCAGGCGCGGUACCACCAGAAGAAGGAGCAGAUGAACGAGGAGCUGAGGAGGGAGGCGGAUACCUUGAGGGAGAAGGAGGGGGAGGUGGAGGAGCAUGGCUGCUGUCCUGAUAAGAGACAGAAGCUGUGGGAUCUGCUGGAGAAGCCCAGCUCGUCUGUGGCUGCAAAGGUCCUGGCUAUGAUCUCCAUUCUGUUCAUCAUCAUUUCCACCAUCUCUUUGUCCUUAAACACGCUGCCAGAGCUCCAGGUGGUGGAUGAAUUUGGCCAGUUUAAUGACAACCCAAGCCUUGCCCAUGUGGAAGCUGUCUGCAUCGCCUGGUUCACCAUGGAGUACAUGCUACGCCUGCUCUCAGCACCCAAUAAGUGGAAUUUCAUCAAAGCACCCCUGAACAUCAUUGAUUUGUUGGCCAUCCUCCCUUACUAUGUGACUCUCUGCCUGACUGAGUCUAAUAAGAGUGUUAUGCAGUUCCAGAAUGUGCGACGUGUGGUCCAGAUCUUCCGAAUCAUGAGGAUCCUAAGGAUCCUAAAGUUGGCCAGGCAUUCAACAGGACUCCAGUCUUUGGGCUUCACUUUGCGAAGGAGCUAUAACGAAUUGGGUCUUUUGAUCCUUUUCUUAGCCAUGGGUAUUAUGAUCUUCUCUAGUUUGGUGUUCUUUGCUGAGAAGGAUGAGGACGCCACCAAAUUCACCAGUAUCCCUGCCUCCUUCUGGUGGGCUACCAUUACUAUGACCACUGUUGGUUAUGGAGACAUCUACCCACAAACCCUGCUGGGAAAGAUUGUAGGAGGGCUUUGCUGCAUUGCAGGUGUAUUGGUCAUCGCCCUUCCCAUCCCAAUCAUUGUCAACAACUUCUCUGAAUUCUACCGAGAGCAGAAGAGGCAGGAGAAGGCCAUCAAGAGGAGGGAAGCUCUUGAAAGAGCAAAACGGAGUGGAAGCAUCAUUUCCAUUAACCUAAAGGAUGCUUUUGCACGCAGUAUGGAACUCACAGAUGUGUUGGUGGAAAAGAGAGAGGACAGUAAGUGUCCUGCAGACAACCACCUAUCACCCAGCCGCUGGAGCUAUCACAAACAUUACUCCAAUGCAGAAGUGGGUAGCCCAUGCACAUCCCAACAUUCUCAUUACCUGGAAGUUGCUCAGCUGGGCUCCCCUGACAGAAUGAAACCUUUGUCUAAUAAAACUACUCAAAACUUCACCCCAAAGCGGCUGGAAGACACUUACAACAAGACAGCAACCAUCCAGGAACAGCAGGAGAAAACUGUCGAGGAGGAGAUGAAGAAGAAAGCCAGACAAACUUCCCCUGAAGUCAGCACUGCCAGGAAAUACUCAAAUGAUUUUUCAGUGGAAAGAGGAGAAAGAAGCUCUCUGCUCCCCUGUGCAGACGGGGCUCAAACUGGAGCUAGACUCCAGCGCAUCCCCCCUCCCUUGGAUCUAAGUCAGAUCAGCACCAUGGAGGCUAACAAGGGCCCUGACAGCAUCCAACCAAUGACCAUUAUUAAAGAGGGUUUAUAUGAGUUUGUUUCCACCCCCAUAGGCAGCGGGACUGGAGAUGUGAGUGUGGUGCCACAGAGCGUGGAAAGCAUCGGUGUGACCUAUGACAGCCUCCGCAGCUCUUUGAAAGAUUACAGCAGCCCUCAAAAGUCAAGAACCCUCAAGGUUGACUUCAUUGAAGAUGAUGAUGUGCUUUUGGCAGUGAUGACACCUGUAGCAACCCCAGCCUCCGCUGGCUCAGCCAAGCUUGCACAACUACUUUCAGAUGACAUGGUUUCCAGGUUCUCUCCCUCUUCAACCUCCAUAACCCGGGAAGCUAAGUCUCCCCUGGCGAUCCUGCAGUCUCCGUCUCUGGUCCAGCAAUCUGUCAGUCCAAGCAACUCCCAGGGGGGAGGUGAGGGCUCAGCAGCCAGGAGCUUAGAAGGUGAAGGGCAGCUCACAGGCUUAAGCCACCAGGGGAGGAAUCACAUGGGAAGAUCUGCUGUCGGCUCAGGCAGCAGUCCGAGCCCACUGUCGUCUAAAGCCAACCCACUCAACUGCACCCAGGAGCUAGUAACUAUGGAGGGAAGGAAGGAAGAAGAAGGAGCAGAACAGAGUGGAGAGAAACAAGAAAAUCACAUUGUUCUGGACAGAAGCGUGACACCACCCUGUGAAACGAGCAUGUGA
This is a messenger RNA of Centropristis striata (black sea bass), 2568 nucleotides long. Its product is annotated as potassium voltage-gated channel subfamily B member 2-like. Gene Ontology annotation, biological process: potassium ion transmembrane transport; protein homooligomerization. The record is from RefSeq and is a predicted model, not a curated record. The coding region runs from base 1 to 2568 and encodes 855 amino acids. The transcript has 2 exons. NCBI's taxonomy places the organism in Eukaryota, Metazoa, Chordata, Actinopteri, Perciformes, Serranidae. Gene Ontology annotation, molecular function: protein binding; delayed rectifier potassium channel activity. Gene Ontology annotation, cellular component: voltage-gated potassium channel complex; membrane.